ACAGUUAGACCCAUUGACAGCUGCUUGACGUUGCGUCGAGGACUUUUGAUAUAUGCGACACCCACAAUAAUUGAUUUCGUCACGAACCCCACGUCUGGCAUUUACCCCAUCGUUCACAGGCGUUCACUCCCCUCGUAUUUGCAACGACCGUUCAAUUGCAUAGAUAAUUGGGUCCUUCAACAGGCCCACCCCAUACAGCCCACCCCAUACAGCCCACCAUGUCGAUGCUCACCAUGUUCUCGGAGAAGAUCAUGACGCUGCCGCCGGGCGUCAAUGCAUCGCCCUCACUGCGAGCACGCGAUACCUCCACAUCCGAAGUCCCCGCCGCGGGGACAUACACAUCAGACCUGCGCGAGGCGAGGCGGCGCGUGCACCACGAGGCCGAUGUUGUAAUCGUCGGCGCGGGCAUUGUCGGGUGCGCGGCGGCUGUUGCGUUUGGCAAGCAGGGUCGCAGUGUCAUUCUGCUGGAGAGGAGCCUGAAAGAGCCGGACAGGAUUGUGGGCGAGCUGCUGCAGCCGGGCGGUGUCAAUGCGCUGGAGAAGCUGGGCUUGAGGGACUGUCUCGAGGGCAUCGACGCCAUUCCCUGCUACGGCUACCAGGUCUCAUACCACAGGGAACCCGUACAUAUCGCCUACCCUGACAACCUCAUCACCGAGAAGCCGUCGAAGAAGCCGGAGGGUCGCUCUUUCCACCACGGCAAAUUCAUCGCGAAACUGCGGGCCGCUGCCCAAGCCGCACCGAACGUUACCGUCGUCGAGAGCACCGUCACCGACACGGUAAAGAACGGAUACACGGGCCAGGUUCUGGGCGUAGAAUGCCAGACCAAGGGCGAGAAAGACUAUUACUUCGGUGCCGUAACACUUGUAGCAGACGGUUAUGCUUCCAAGUUCCGCAAAGAGCACCUUCCCCACCAGCCUCAGGUCCGCAGCAAAUUCUGGGGACUCGAAAUGAUCGACGCAGAACUCCCCAUGCCCUAUCACGGCCACGUUAUCCUCACCGACGCACCUCCGAUCCUGAUUUACCAGAUUGGCACCCACGAGACUCGAAUCCUUGUCGACAUCCCCGAGGGCCUGCCCAGUGCGAGCGUCAAAGCAGGAGGUGUGAAGAAUCACAUGCUCAACGUCGUUGUCCCCAAUCUACCCGAAUGUGUACGGCCAGCUUUCAAGCGUGCGGUCGAGGCAGGCAAGCUGAGGUCGAUGCCCAACUCCUUCCUUCCUCCUGCGACACAGAAGACACGCGGUCUCAUCAUGCUCGGCGACGCGAUGAAUAUGCGCCACCCGCUCACCGGAGGAGGCAUGACAGUAGCGUUCAACGAUGUUGUUACACUUACCAACCUGCUUUCACCGCAAAACAUACCAAAUCUAGAGGAGACAGACGCUGUACUCGCGGCGAUGAGCAAGUUCCACUGGGCGCGCAAGGACGGAUCGAGUGUUAUCAACAUUCUGGCCAUGGCAUUGUACUCUCUAUUUGCAGCAAACAACGUCCACCUCACAGCCCUCAAGAACGGGUGCUUCAGAUACUUCCAGCUCGGCGGCAGACACAUCAGCGAACCCGCUGGUCUUCUGAGCGGUCUGAUUCGUAACCCUGCGGUGCUGGUCUUCCAUUUCUUCAGCGUUGCGUUCUACGCUGUGAUGUGUCGCGCAAGGGACGUGCCGGUUUGGAAGGUGCCCGCUGCUAAAUUCGAAACUUGGGGCCAAGAGGGUUUGAAUCGCAUCUACAUACAGGAAGAUGAAGAUCUACCAUUUAUGGAACAGGUGACAGACGAGCUCCCUGAGGACUACGAACUCUUCAGAUCAGGCCUCUUGCUGGGUCAAGACUAUGUUCUAAUGCAGAACCUCACAUCUGAGCAGGUGUACCAUGCAUGGCAAAUGUCAGACGCUGAGCAGAGGGAUAUCUGUAUCCGGGCAGCCAAGGCGCGACCAGAUACUCGACUGCGUGACGAGAAUCUUUAUCUGAAUGAAAACGAGAGGAAUGCGAUUCGCGCGGUGGGUGAAGACGACCAGGAAGACAUGAGAUUCUUCAUCUUUGAUGUCAGGACAGAUGACUCGGACAAUACGGGUGUGGUUCACUACCGGAGCAUUCCAGACCUUUCCGUUAAUAUCCAUGCAGGCAGGUUCCAGGAGUAA
Messenger RNA from Macroventuria anomochaeta, 2126 nucleotides. Its product is annotated as SE-domain-containing protein. NCBI's taxonomy places the organism in Eukaryota, Fungi, Ascomycota, Dothideomycetes, Pleosporales, Didymellaceae. The record is from RefSeq and is a predicted model, not a curated record. Gene Ontology annotation, biological process: ergosterol biosynthetic process. Gene Ontology annotation, cellular component: membrane; endoplasmic reticulum. Gene Ontology annotation, molecular function: squalene monooxygenase activity; flavin adenine dinucleotide binding. The transcript has 4 exons. The coding region runs from base 219 to 2126 and encodes 635 amino acids.